AUGGACCUUGCUACACCCCCGUUGCUCAACGGCCGCCAAGAGGGCCAACUAACGGCACAGCUGUCUAAUCCGAGUCAAUCUAGCAACGUCGUGAACAUCCCCGAUCCGGAUCCCCACAGGAAUGCCACCGGUCUCGCCAUAGUGAAAUUGGAAGAUAUCCUGAUAUCUGCCCGAGAAUCACUGCUACAGUCUCGAGAAAUAUCUAUUCCCUUCAGGACCCGGCCUUCCACAAACCGAUCCGCGAGCAACCAUGGCCCAUCUCGGACAACCCGACUAGCAGUUCGCUUCCCGGGCCGCACAGUCGAGGAAGCAACCAAGUUCACCCGCAUCAUGCGCAUCAUGCAACUCUCCCUGAGUGCGCUGACGGAAGGCCGACUGAUCACCAAGAGGAACAUCUACUAUCAGGACACCGAUUUGUUCAAAAGACAGUCCAUUGUCGACAACCUUGUUGACGAUCUGGCCUUUACUCUUAGCCUUGGGCGGGAGGAUCUCGGUAUAGUUGCUGCAAGCAAGGGCCUUGUAUCUGGGCCUAUUAUUCUGCGUUCCAGGACUUCCGAAGUUGACGCCUCUUCAAGCGAGCAUGGGGUCCUCAUACCUUCAGCCAGGAUUGUAUCCGAGAUUGACUUUGGUCCUGCGCAAUGGGUCUUGGAGACUUCUGCCUUUGGCACGGGCAUUCUUGUCACGGGAAAAGGUUACCCAGAUUUGAACACCAAGCAGUUCGUACACCUUCUUCACACAGCCAAGCCUGAGCUUCCAAUCUUCGCUCUUAUGGACUUCGACUGCUAUGGUAUUGCCAUCAUGCGCUGCUACAGCCACGGCACACGAGGUCAUGCACACGAACAGGCAACGACUGUGCCUAGCAUGCAGUGGCUCGGCAUAAAAAGCGACGAUCUCGCGUUCCGUCAGGAUGCAAUACCAACCCGCGGGCUCGACGUCAACGGCAGUCAAAGGCGACUUGGUGCGAGCACGUUCGACUCUUCCAGCUCUCUCACUCUGCGAGAUAGAACGCGCUCUAUCAACAUGAUCAAGGAAAUCGAAGAGGACGGCCCUGAUAAUGACCGAGAUUGCCGACGAGAACUACAGGUGAUGCUGUUUCUCGGCAUCAAGGCAGAGAUCCAAGCUGUGGACAACACAGGAGACAUGUCGCGAUGGCUCGAUGAGCACAUGGGAACUUUCUGA
This is a messenger RNA of Colletotrichum acutatum, 1179 nucleotides long. Its product is annotated as Spo11/DNA topoisomerase VI subunit A. Gene Ontology annotation, biological process: reciprocal meiotic recombination; meiotic DNA double-strand break formation; meiotic DNA double-strand break processing. The record is from RefSeq and is a predicted model, not a curated record. Gene Ontology annotation, molecular function: DNA topoisomerase type II (double strand cut, ATP-hydrolyzing) activity; DNA binding; ATP binding. Lineage: Eukaryota; Fungi; Ascomycota; Sordariomycetes; Glomerellales; Glomerellaceae. The transcript has 7 exons. Gene Ontology annotation, cellular component: nuclear chromosome. The coding region runs from base 1 to 1179 and encodes 392 amino acids.